AUGGCAUCAGUCGGAAUUGAAGCGCUUCCUGUCUACGAACUCCGCAAAGGUAAAGAAAAGCAGGAAUUCAAAAAAGUAGAGAAAUAUUUGUCCAAGGUUGAAAACAAAGAAUCGAUGAACGUCAAUGCUUCUCCUGUGAAGUUCACCAUGAAGCCUGGGGCUAGACGUGGUUGGACCACUACCAAAAUCUUCUGGUGGCCACUUUACAUCUUGGCUGCGAUAGAUUACAUCUCAAAAUGUGUUGAGGCUAUAGCCCUCAAAGAAGUAAAGAAGGAUAAUGUUGCAAACUUCAUUAGGGUGAACAUCAUCUAUCGUUUUGGCAUUCCUAGUUAUAUAAUAACAGAUAAUGGAAAGUCCUUUGCCAACAAAUUGAUAGAUAAGAUCUGUGAUCUUUUUGGCUUCAAGCAACGUAAUUCGUCAAUGUAUUAUGCUGCUGCAAAUGGACUAGCCGAAGCAUUUAACAAGACCUUGUGCAGCUUGUUAAAGAAGGCCGUCUCUAAAUCCAAAAGAGAAUGGCAUGAUAGAAUAAAAGAAGCUCUUUGGGCAUACCGGACGACUCAUCGCAUGCCAACUCAAGCAACUUCUUAUUCUCUUAUUUUUGGAGCUGAAGCAGUCUUUCUACUUCAAAGCCAAAUACCAUCAUUGUAG
Molecule: messenger RNA, 648 nt
Organism: Solanum dulcamara
Lineage: Eukaryota; Viridiplantae; Streptophyta; Magnoliopsida; Solanales; Solanaceae
Exons: 2
Coding region: 1-648 (215 amino acids)
Biological process (GO): DNA integration
Molecular function (GO): nucleic acid binding
Source: RefSeq, a predicted model, not a curated record